Verruconis gallopava is the source of this 900-nucleotide messenger RNA. RefSeq lists its product as uncharacterized. NCBI's taxonomy places the organism in Eukaryota, Fungi, Ascomycota, Dothideomycetes, Venturiales, Sympoventuriaceae. The transcript is spliced from 2 exons. Bases 1 to 870 code for a protein of 289 amino acids. The record is from RefSeq and is a predicted model, not a curated record.
AUGUCUGUUCAUUCUACUAUUGAUGCAAAUGGACAUUUCACUGCUGCUUUUGAGCCUUGGUUCUUGCCUGAGUACGACGAUGAUGCUGUUCGGGCUGAUAUACCGUGCUAUCCACCAAACAUAAGGCAGUGGAAGUUUAAAUCAGAAGGGUGCAUGAGGGACUACUUCCAUACCGAAGUGGUCAACCCGGUGCUGGCGGCCUGGUCAAGACAACCAAUUAUACUUCAUCAAUCCGAGGUUUCACCGCUCGAUCAACGUAGUACAGAGAAAGUUGACGACUUUUACACAAUAAAUCUGAGUUCUGGCCACGAAAUUCCUUUUGUGGUUGGAGAGUAUAAGAAAAAUCUGAUUGUGAGGGAUGAAUGGCAAAGCGGAGCCCUUACAUCGGACAGCCAACAACAGCUAGGACGAGAAUUGCGAGGUUAUUGCGUCAAAUACAUGUGCCCACAAGGGUACUGCUUUGAUGGCGAAACAUGCAUCCUAUGGCAAUUUCGAGCAGUAGACAGAAAGGAUAUGGAAAAAUUGCGUUGUGGUAUAGAUAUCUGGGUACUUCCUCGAGGCUUCAGCACCACCACGUAUCGAUAUGCCCUCAAUCGGCUAUUUUCGCAAGCACUUCGAAGGUGCCAAGGUAGCUUAGCCUAUCCGACAGUUGAUGUCUCUGGUUACAUACCAGAAACUCGACCAUUUUUUUCUGGUGAACCUUUGUUUAGGAUACCAGGCAGUCAAGAACUUCAGAACCUUAAUCAAUACAACUAUUCUCGUGCUAUGGAUAUCACCUAUGGUGCAUUCUUUUGGAAGCACGGAGAAGAAGAUUUAGUACUAGACGGCCGCAGAGUAUGGGAUACCGCUCCGCUCUGGGGAACAACCUAGGCUGAUAGCUUCGUAUACAAAUUCAAUAAC